UCAUCAGCGGUACCAGGCGGGCUAUAUGACGGAUUUUAUACUUAAUUUCUUGUAGUUAGUUUGUAGGUUACAAUUACACUUCCUAACGACUUUACACUUCAGAGACAAUGUUUAAAGAAGUGUUAUCAGUCAUUUAUUAUCUAUUAAAUGACGUGUAGCAAGUCAUUUCCGUUCUGUUGUAACAGGCAGCUUUUUUUUUUUUUAGCUUAGCAGGCUAACUUCCCAUUGACAUCACGGCUGUUUAGUGUUAGCAAGCAGGAGCUCCAACUGUAGCAGCAACAUCAAGUGACAAGCAUGAACUGCCCUCCCACUAAACGCCUCCGAGGCCUCAACCAAGAUGUAGUGACAGCAGUGGCCUUCGAUGACCCUUUUGGAGAUGAUGAAGAAUUCACCCAGGAUGACUUGGAUGAAAUAGACAUCAUUGCCUCACAGGCCAUCACCUCAGCAGCAGGAGGGGCAGGGGUAGGGUCUAAACCAGGAGCCAAGCUGAGUGAAACAGUCCCUGGGUCCAGCUGGCCAUCAUCCACAGGGCAGAGCAAACCUCUGUACAGAGCUACAGCCGAUCAGAGCAGAGAGAACACAGUUGGGUUUAACAGAGGAAAUGCUCUGAAAUCUAGCAGGGACCCUCAUGGUAACAUGCAACAGCAGUUUGGAUCAGACAGAGGAGAAUCUUACAGAUUCCUUGAGGUCCAGCAUGCAGAGCUGAAGAGGAAGCUGAAGGAGGUGGAAGAAGAAAUUUUGUUGAAGAGCGGGGAGAUCCGGGUCCUGAGGGACUCUCUGAAAACAGCUCAACAAGAGAAAGAAGCUCAGAGACAGAACCAGAUCCUGCUGGAGACUCAGAAGCAGAAAGAACAGAGUGACAGGGAGAAGGAGCUGAACAGAAAGGUUCAGUCUCUGCAGUCUGAGCUGCAGUUUAAAGAAGCAGAAAUCCAUGAGAUGAAAACCAAACUUCACAGUUCAGACAAAAACAAGACAGCUUCUCCACUACCAAAACACAGUCCUAAAGUACUCAGUACUCUUGCCCAGAUGCAUCAUGGGAGCAGCAGCAGCUCCUCCUCUCCAAUAAGAAACGAUUUCAUUACCAAAGAGGUAUUUGGGGCUCAGAUAUCAUCCAGAAUGACUCCGGUGAAAACACUUGUGAAGACUCUCAAAGAUGCAGACAGAGUGUCCAGCAGCAAAUACGAAGCAGCUCGUCCAGACCCUUUCUUGUCUGUCAGACCUGCUCAUUUCCCUCACAAAGGCAGUGUCCUGCUUGGGUUGUUGUUGCAGCAACCUCUGUUUCCUAGUAGCCUUGGAAUAUCUCAUCUGCUGUCAAUGAAUCUGACUGACUCCAGUCAGUUGUCAGCAGGCUUUCAGCUCCACUCUGAUCCACUCACUGCAGCCACUGUAAAUGAAGCUGGAGCCCCCAGAGCUGCCUUGAGUGCAGUCCAGACUCUGGCUGUGACUGGACUCAACAUGCUGAGUCAGAGUCAACCAGCAGCUGCAGCCAGCAGCAGCAAAAACAGGUCAUGUCCUGGAGCCGUCCUCCUCCUCCCUCUGUUGGAUCGUCUCCUGUCUCAACUAUGCUGGGCCCUGGACUCCCUCCGCUCCUCCACAGGCAGUAGUGGCUCAGACUCGACAAGUACGAGCUCAGUCCCAGCAGGCCGAUCUGUUUCUGCAUCUCCUGGGCUGGGAAAACUUGAGGAGUCUAGUUUGUCUGGUUUUAGCAUGGAAGACGUUGGUUUGGCUGCUCUGAGGCUUCUCAAUCUCUUGAUGGUCUACAGUGAUGAGGUGGUGGAGGCUGUGCUGUUAAAGGAGAAUCACAGCACAGACAAGAAGAAUGACCGCCCCGCUAUGUGUCUGGAUGUCUCCUCCCAGAAUACCUUGCUGCAAUCAAUGCUACGGUUGUGUGACGUACGGCUUGUUGGUAGCGGCUCCCAGAGGGAGGAACUUGUCCUCAACACUAUGAAGACACUUUGUGUCCUAAUAGAAAGGAUGCCACACAUGCAUUCUGAGAGGUUGCAGUGUGUGUUGCAGGUGGUGUGUACAUGUUUGUCAGCAGACAGUAGGCUGCAGACAGUCUCAGAGUGUGUGUGUGUCCUCAUGUCGAUGACUGACCAUGAGACCCUGGCCAAGCAGCUCUGCUCUCAGCAUGACCCCUGUGUUUUUCUGAAGUUAUUCCAGUUGAUAAGAACAAGACCAGACAACAAAGCAACGCAUACAGACUGGAUUUUACUGAACCUUCAGGUGGUUCGUUUGUUGAGCAGACUGACUCAGAGGACAGAGAGCUGGACGACCAACGUACAGACUACAUGUCAGUGUUACACUGAGCUGGUUCAAACAGUUGUGAUCAUUUUCCAUCGUCAGUGGUUGGAUCUUAGUGGUUCUCGGGAGCCAACUGACUCAACAGGUCCAUCCCUGCAGCUGUGCUCAACCUCCUGCUCACCGUGGUGGUGCAGCCCGGCGGCGUCUCUACUCAGAGAGUGUCUGCUGCUGCUCCACUGGAUGCUGCUGCAUCAUAGCAGCUUCUCUGAGAGCUGCGGGCUAUUGCUGCACAUGUAUGACCAGAUGAUCCCUGCUGUACGAGACACACUGAGAAAGAUUCCUGAGCUGAGUGAGAGUGAAGAGCUGGCCUUGGAGGAGAUCUGCCGCUCUGAGGGGGAUGACGUUGACGACAUGGACACUGACACUGGCUCCUGACUGGCUGCUACCACUGCCUCCACAGCAAACAUGAGUUACAGUUAACAAACUGCUGAUAUCUGAUAUAUUUGAUAUAUCAUACUGCAAUAAGGACAAAACAGAGAUUCACUUUCUGCCAAAUCUUUUUUUAAAGUGUGAUUCAGAGAUCUGACAGAAGCAAUGGACACGACACAGGAAUCAUUUUGCUUUCCGAUGAGAUUUAAAAAUAAAACAUGACAGUGAGACAGUCAGUGUUCAAGAUCACAUGUUUACUUUUCCCUGUUCUUCCUGUCAGGGAUGCAGUUACUGUUGGAUACUCCAACAAGUGAUAAUCCCACAAUAAUCAACACCUGUACCGAUACUUGGAACAUUAAAACUGCUUUUUAACUCA
Molecule: messenger RNA, 3049 nt
Organism: Melanotaenia boesemani (Boeseman's rainbowfish)
Lineage: Eukaryota; Metazoa; Chordata; Actinopteri; Atheriniformes; Melanotaeniidae
Product: ATR interacting protein
Exons: 18
Coding region: 295-2679 (794 amino acids)
Biological process (GO): DNA damage checkpoint signaling; DNA repair
Source: RefSeq, a predicted model, not a curated record